UCAGAGAACGAAGACAAGAGAAGCUGCAAGAUCCUACCUCAGCACCGGGUCGUGGAUGAAGAACAGUCCCAGAAUGACUCUGACAGCAUACAGAGAGAAACUGAGAGAGCUCCCCCUGGCGGCCUUCUUCUGUUCCUGCAUUCUGCCUGAACCCAGAGAACCCAGAGCUGACAAGAAGGAAGGCAUCGUGGACCUGAACCUGUGUAACAUCCGAGACAUGGAGGUCAUUGAGCUGAGCAAAAGAGCAAGUGGCCAGGCUUUUGAGGUCAUCCUGAAGCCCCCUACCUUUGAUGGGGGCCCUGAGUUGAGGGCCACCACGCCACCUCGCCAGAAACCAUCACUGGAGGAAAUCCAGAAGAAACUAGAUGCUGCUCAGGAGAGGAGGAAGUGUCUGGAGGCAGAGCUGCUGAAGCACCUGGCAGAGAGGAGGGAGCAUGAGCGAGAAGUCGCUCAAAAAGCUCUGACCAAAGAACAUCAGGAGCAUCGUGUGCAUGCCCACCACGAGCAGCGACAAAUGCUCCUGAAUGCCUCACAAGAAGAAGAGGACGAGCACAUUGUGGAGGUGUCCUGAUGGCCUGAUCACAACACAAGCUGAACUCUCUCCAAAGCCUUUUUUGACCUGAUCGACACGUCAGGAAGCCGGCGCUGCUCUGACUGGAAGUCUGACAGAACGUCACGCUAAAACAACAGAGUGAAGAAGACGAGAAAGAUGAGGACUUGGGGUGGACCGGAUCUCUUGAUCUUUGCAGAACCAGAACUAUUUUAAACAGACAACAAGAAACAAGCUGCAGAUUCAGACGUCACAAAAUGCAUGCAGAGGUUUUACUCUGCUUUGUGCACUCUGUGGGACUGUGUGUCAUUUGAGAAAACCCAAACCUGGAGCAGGUCCAGCAGGAACCAGAACAGAACCCAACACAGCUCAAACAAGACAGCCUUGUUCUAUCUGUAAACCUGAGCUGCAUCAACCUGAUGGACAGACAGAGUCAGUCGUCUUGGUUGAACGGCACCAUGUGAUGGACCGCUCCGUCGUAGAAACCUUUAGUUUGCGGCACGUGUCAAACUCAAGGGCCAAAUAUGGUCCUUGUAAACAUCCUCUCUGGCCCCACAAUGAGAUAUUAAAUGCAAAAUAUUUUAA
This is a messenger RNA of Nematolebias whitei (Rio pearlfish), 1135 nucleotides long. Its product is annotated as stathmin-4. Gene Ontology annotation, cellular component: cytoplasm; neuron projection. The transcript has 7 exons. Bases 56 to 571 code for a protein of 171 amino acids. Gene Ontology annotation, biological process: neuron projection development; regulation of microtubule polymerization or depolymerization; microtubule depolymerization. Lineage: Eukaryota; Metazoa; Chordata; Actinopteri; Cyprinodontiformes; Rivulidae. The record is from RefSeq and is a predicted model, not a curated record. Gene Ontology annotation, molecular function: tubulin binding.